Molecule: messenger RNA, 1095 nt
Organism: Closterium sp. NIES-65
Lineage: Eukaryota; Viridiplantae; Streptophyta; Zygnematophyceae; Desmidiales; Closteriaceae
Source: the annotation of a GenBank genome assembly
AUGCUGCCCCACAUGAGCAGGUGCUGCCUCGCAUCAGCUGGUGCGUGCAUGGUGCUAACUCUCCACGAUGCACCCAUGCGCGCAUCAGUGGUGCGUCGACUGGUGAGCGGUCCAGAGUGCAACCGCUGCAGCGCGGACGAGCAUGGAGGAGGGUUCAAGCAGGGGGGUUUGCGCACGGACCUCUGCUUUCCUGGCACGUGUGGGCGGCUGUGUUUGCCGUGGCUGCUGCUCUCAGCAGCAGCAGUGUCCGUUUUUGCCGCCCGGUUGCAGCGUCCGUCUUGCCAAGCCAAUGUAUGUUCUACCAGCAUUCCGUUUCUCCUCCCCCUUCUGUUCCUCUUCCUCCUAGUCUCCUCCACCCUCUUUCCUUUCCUUCCCGUGCCAAUUCCCUCGUAUCCAGAAGCUUUUCACUCAUUCCCCUGUACCUCUUUCCCAUCCUCCCAAUCUCCCCCGCCCUACUUCCCUCCCCUCAUUUCCCUGUGCCUCUUCUUUCCCAUCCCCCCCCUUACUUCCCCCUACUUCCCUCACUUCCCCCUCGCAUUCACCUACCCACGCCCGUCAGGGCAAGUGCUGGAUGCGCUGAAGGCGGCGUGGGGAGGAGAAGGAGCGUUCCCAGCAGCGGCCACGUGGACAGCGGGAGCCAUGUGCCAGACGCUGCUGGGCGUGACCUGUGAUGCGAGCGGCGAGAACAUCCUUGGCCUUCCCCAUGUGCCAUCGGAGUCCCCAUGUGCCAUCGGAGUCCCCAUGUGCCAUCGGAGUCCCCAUGUGCCAUCGGAGUCCCCAUGUGCCAUCGGAGUCCCCAUGUGCCAUCGGAGUCCCCAUGUGCCAUCGGAGUCCCCAUGUGCCAUCGGAGUCCCCAUGUGCCAUCGGAGUCCCCAUGUGCCAUCGGAGUCCCCAUGUGCCAUCGGAGUCCCCAUGUGCCAUCGGAGUCCCCAUGUGCCAGCAGCUUCUUUCGACAUGUCGCACAAACACUCCCAAUGUGUGCGCCGUGCUUCUUCUUUUCUUCCCGUGUCCCUCAUCGCAUCUUGUCCCUCCCUCGUCUACCCCGUGCUGGGCAGUGCUGCGAGUGCUGUGUGUGCUGUGGGUGCUGUGCUGUAG